CGAUUAAAAUAAGUACUCAAUCUACUACAUCUAAAAAUACUUCAAUAAACUGGUUAAUCCUGUCUUGUCUGAAGUCUACCACAAGUCCACAGCAUCUCCACCACGCAAUGCAUAUAUAUACAUGCGUGUGUGUCUAUAUAUGAACAAGCCUGAUGACAUACAAGAAAAGUUAAUAUAAUUUUCUCUCUUUGUCCUGGUUCAAAGCAAACAUUUCUUUUAUUAAAAUCUUGUUUUAUUUUACGUUACAAUAAAGCAAAUAUGAAAGACAAUACAAGCUGGUCUUGUUUUUGCUUUUCACUGAAACUAUGCUUGUUGUCCGUUCUCUUUCUCACUGAGACACUCGUCGCCAUAAAGCUGCCGCCAAACUUGACGUUUCCAGCGCUAAUAGCUUUCGGUGACUCCAUUGUCGACACCGGAAAUAAUAACAAUGUCAAAACCGUAGUUAAGUGCGAUUUUCAGCCUUACGGUAUCAAUUUCCAAGGCGGCGUUCCCACCGGGAGAUUUUGCGACGGACGAGUCCCUCCCGAUUUGAUUGCCGAAGAAUUGGGAAUAAAAUCAGUUGUACCUGCAUAUCUCGAUCCAAGUUUAAAGACUGAAGAUCUUUUAACCGGUGUAUCAUUUGCGUCGGGAGGUUCUGGUUAUGAUCCUUUAACACCCAAACUCGUGGCAGUAAUUUCAUUAGAAGAUCAAUUAAAAUAUUUCGAGGAGUACAUAGAGAAAGUGAAGAAUAUAGUUGGGGAAGAAAGAAAAGGGUUCAUAUUAGCCAACAGCUUAUUCUUAUUGGUCGCAGGCAGUGACGACAUAGCCAAUACUUACUAUGUUCUCCGUGCAAGACCUCACUACGACGUCGACUCGUACACUACUCUUAUGGUCAACUCUGCCUCCGAUUUUGUGAACAAACUAUACGGAUAUGGAGUGAGAAGAAUAGCCGUGUUUGGUGCACCACCACUUGGUUGUGUACCAUCACAGAGAACCUUAGGAGGAGGUCUUUUGAGAGAAUGUGCUGAGAAUUACAACGAAGCAGCAAAGCUUUUUAAUUCAAAGAUCUCCCCAAAAUUGGAUUUGAUGCAAAAAACUCUACCGGGUAUCAAACCGGUCUACAUUAAUAUCUAUGACCCUCUUCUCGAUAUAAUCCAGAGUCCUGCAAAAUACGGAUUUGGAGUGUCUAAUAAAGGAUGCUGUGGAACCGGAGUCAUAGAAGUUGCUGUCCUGUGCAAUAAAAUCACAUCUUCUGUAUGUCCCGACGUGUCUAGCCAUGUGUUUUGGGACAGUUAUCAUCCCACAGAGAAAACUUACAAAGUGUUAAUCUCACUGUUGAUUAGCAAAUUUGUUGAUCAGUUUGUCUAAAUUUAAAUCCAAAGUUCAUUUCCUAGUAGUGAUUGACUAUAUUUAAUCAUGUUUUGUCUGUAUAUUGUAUUCGCUCAAAAUAAAAUUUGUUGAUCAGUUUGUAUUCGGAUAUUGUAUUCGCUCAAAAUAAAAUUAAUAUAUAUACUGGUGUUUCGUA
Messenger RNA from Brassica napus (rape), 1504 nucleotides. Its product is annotated as GDSL esterase/lipase EXL3. Lineage: Eukaryota; Viridiplantae; Streptophyta; Magnoliopsida; Brassicales; Brassicaceae. Gene Ontology annotation, molecular function: lipase activity. The record is from RefSeq and is a predicted model, not a curated record. Gene Ontology annotation, cellular component: extracellular region. Gene Ontology annotation, biological process: lipid metabolic process. The transcript has 5 exons. The coding region runs from base 259 to 1347 and encodes 362 amino acids.